AUGUUGAAGAUUUACUUCGUAGGUAGUCGUACAGUGUGUCUUCAAAAGGAUAAUCUCCUGUAUAUAGCCAUUACAUUGCAGGUGAACGUGGAAAAGGUAUUAGAGCGUGAUCAGAAGCUCUCUCAGCUCGAUGACCGCGCCGACGCUCUGCAGGAAGGAGCAUCACAAUUCGAGAAAUCUGCUGCAACACUCAAGAGAAAGUACUGGUGGAAGAACAUCAAGAUGAUGAUUAUAAUGUGCGCAAUCACAGUGAUCCUAAUCAUUAUCAUUGUUCUGUGGGCAGGUGGAAAGUAG
Cooperia oncophora is the source of this 294-nucleotide messenger RNA. NCBI's taxonomy places the organism in Eukaryota, Metazoa, Nematoda, Chromadorea, Rhabditida, Trichostrongylidae. The record is from the annotation of a GenBank genome assembly.